AUGUGGUCAAAAUUUCUCAGCAGUUUGCUCUUACUCGGCGGAACUCUUGCCAAUGGCAUGAGCGUGGCGGCUCCGGGAGAAGUCAUUAUCCCAAAUAUCACCUUCCCGUAUGGAUACAAUGCCAGCGCACAGUAUGGCUCUUCUGUGUGGGUUGGCAUCGGUGGAGAUGCAAACACCUGCGACGACCCGGCACGAGUCAACAAUGGAGGCCUUAUCCAAGGAGGUUACUACUAUUUGUACGACCCACAAGGUGACUUUGGAGUAUUUGCCUUCUAUGAAUGGUUUCCUGAUCCUCCUGUCUUCCUGGACGACACUGAGGGUAUCCUGACGAACAUUGGUGACCAUGUGCGGAUGACAGUCACGCAAAAGGGAAACACGACUGGAACCUUUACCUGGGAGAACUUGACACAAAACAAAAAAUUUUCAAAGGAUCUCAAAGCCCCUGUGAAUGGCACUUUGUGCACUAAUCACGCCGAGUGGAUCAUUGAGAGCUUCAUGUCCAAAGAUGAUCCUGACAACUUGUUUCCCAAUUUUGGUGAAUUGUCGUUUAUCAAUACCAAAGCUGUGUCAGAAGCAGGCAAGCCGGCGACGCUAGCCGAGGGUAUUGUUGUUACUGCCGAACCAGAAUUGAACAGCGGGAAACAUUUGACAAGUUGCGAGAUGGAGAAGGCAGAUGUCACGACCUGCAAAUGGCUUGGUUAUAAGGGAGUUUUUGGUCACUAA
Messenger RNA from Fusarium sp. VM40, 723 nucleotides. Lineage: Eukaryota; Fungi; Ascomycota; Sordariomycetes; Hypocreales; Nectriaceae. The record is from the annotation of a GenBank genome assembly.